Chenopodium quinoa (quinoa) is the source of this 1614-nucleotide messenger RNA. RefSeq lists its product as uncharacterized. Bases 1 to 1614 code for a protein of 537 amino acids. NCBI's taxonomy places the organism in Eukaryota, Viridiplantae, Streptophyta, Magnoliopsida, Caryophyllales, Amaranthaceae. The transcript is spliced from 3 exons. The record is from RefSeq and is a predicted model, not a curated record.
AUGUUUUCCAUCUCCUCAAGCUCAAGUUCUUCAGAUUCUAAUCAAAAUGAAGACUUCGAUCACCUUGUUGAUGAUUUUGUCACAAACCACCUACCACUUAUAUUAAUUCCACAAAACCCACCACAAGAAAGCCAACCUAUAAACGAUAUUAAUAGUGUACUAAUUCCAAGAGGGGAUAGGGAAAGAGAAAAAGGGCAUUUGCAGUUAUUUAACGAUUACUUUGAAAAUAAUCCGGUUUACAACGAAAACCAAUUUUGUCGUAGAUUUCGAAUGAAACGACCUUUGUUUUGUCAUAUUAUGAGCAAGGUGGUUGAAGGGGACCAGUUCUUUCAGCAACGUCGGAAUGCAGCAAGAAGGCUAGGUUUAUCACCUUUGCAAAAAUGCACUGCAGCAAUAAGAAUGUUAGCUUACGGUCUGGCUCCAGAUGUCGUGGAUGAAUAUUUGCGUAUUGGCCAAACAACCUCUAGGAAGGCGUUGCAACAUUUUUGUCAAGGGGUUAUUAAACAGUUUGAAGGUGAUUACCUACGAAGUCCUACAGAUGAAGAUAUAAGGAGAAUCCUUUACCAAAAUAAUAGGCGUGGUUUUCAUGGGAUGAUUGGUAGUAUAGACUGCAUGCAUUGGGAGUGGAAGAAUUGUCCUAUGGCUUGGAAAGCGCAAUAUGCUGGUCGUAGCAAGAAUGCGACCCUCAUUCCAGAAGUCGUUGCUGAUCAAGAUUUAUGGAUUUGGCAUGCAUUCUUUGGAAUGCCUGGAUCAUGCAACGAUCUUAAUGUUCUUUACCGAUCUUCGGUGUUUGAUGAUGUACUACAAGGUCGUUCACCGCCAAUAAAUUUUUCGGUCAACGGUCAUCAGUACAACUUGGGCUACUACUUAGCCGAUGGAAUUUACCCGAGAUGGCCAACUUUUAUACAAGGUAUAACACAUCUCAGCUUCAAAAAGACAAGUUAUUCGCUGAUAGACAAGCAGCAGCUCGGAAAGACGUUGAACGGGCCUUCGGAGUUUUACAAGCUAGAGGAUGAACGACAAAAAUACACUCGUGUAGAAGUUUUGAGACAGUACUAUGAAGAAGAUCGCCCACAACGUACAACAGUAAGGUCGGGACCAAGUACAAGUGCCAUGGUGAACAACGACGAGCCUUUUGAAUACAAUGUCGGACGUCCACCCAACAUUGAAUUUGACACGUAUCUUCAGAGACGGAUAGCCCUUUGUGAUAGAGAGACCCAUUUAUCUCUCAAACAAGAUUUGGUAGAGCACAUUUGGCAAAAUCCAAGUCCAUUGCCUAUUUCAAGUUCACUCGGAGCUUUGGCAAUUAUCGUAGGAGGCGUGAUGUACAAUCACUAUACUAAUUUCAAGGGAGGUGAAACACUUCUAAGUUUAGCUGUAUUUCUAUCCUGUAUACCACGAUUGUAUGGUGGUAUAAAGUUCUACGAAAAUUCAUGUUUGAAGUCAUCAUACCAAAGUCAUACAAAUAUAUAUCAUUUAGCAGCGAAUUUGCUUAUUGGAUGUUAUAUUCUUAUUGAUGGUUUUCUUAUCUUGGACCACGAAGAGCCCGAUUACGCUCCUGAUUUUUAUUCUCAUUAUCAUAUUGAUGAAAAAUCUCCUCGUGCUAUGCCAUAA